This is a messenger RNA of Grus americana (Whooping crane), 3606 nucleotides long. RefSeq names its product KLF transcription factor 15 (gene KLF15). Gene Ontology annotation, molecular function: RNA polymerase II cis-regulatory region sequence-specific DNA binding; DNA-binding transcription factor activity, RNA polymerase II-specific. The record is from RefSeq and is a predicted model, not a curated record. Bases 501 to 1712 code for a protein of 403 amino acids. The transcript has 3 exons. Gene Ontology annotation, biological process: regulation of transcription by RNA polymerase II. NCBI's taxonomy places the organism in Eukaryota, Metazoa, Chordata, Aves, Gruiformes, Gruidae.
GCCUUUAGAUUUUUCUCCAGAGAAGGCAAAGACAGGGCAAAUUUUAGAGAUCAGGCAGCAAGGAUGCUCUGCAAUAGCAGUAACAACGAUCCCCUUCCCUGCACAAAACUGGAAGCUAUUGACUAUUCAUGGCAAAGCGUCCAAAGCGCAGCGGCAGAGCCUGUGGAAAAUGACAGCGUGUAACAAGAUUGACUGGCAUUUCCUUCGCGCUGGGUCACAUGCCUCCUAAUUCACACACACACACACAAAACCUCAUAGGCUGAUCAAAUGACUUCUAUCUCUGCAGUCCGCAUACCUUCCACGAAAAGAGUUGGUUUAUUAUGCACGUAUACAGCUCUGUUUUCAAUCAGUCACCUUGAGUGAAUGACUGAGGGCCAGUGUUUGCUCCAUCCGGAGGUCUCUGCGUUUGCUCUCUAAGCGGCAUAGUCUCCCUCCGCUCUCACCUGAACUUUUGCCGCCUGUUAUAUGCUGUUGGGAUAUCCAUAAGAGAUUGCCCAGGAAUGGUGGAUCACUUGCUGCCUACUGAUGAAUCCUUUUCAUCUACAAGAUCUUCUCUUGGAUACUUUGGGGACAUGACAGCAGGGGUGAGGUCCUACCAAAUGCUGCCCUCUCCCCUGUCGGAAGAUGACAGCGACUCGUCCAGCUUUUGUUCUUGUUCCAGCCCUGACUCCCAGGUUCUCAGCUCCAGCUAUGGAAGCACGUCCAGUGCAGAAAGUCAGGACAGUAUCUUAGACUACUUAUUGUCCCAGGCAUCUUUGGGGAACACUGCUGCGUCAUGGUGGGACAAAAGGAGACUUCAGCCGAUAGUGAAAGAGGAGUACUUUAGGUUGCCUGAAUUUGCCGUGGAUAUGGAAGACUCUGGACCAUUUCAGCCCACGCUUGAGGAAAUUGAGGAAUUUCUGGAGGAGAACAUGGAGUUGGAGCUCAAAGAAAGACCUAAAAGUGAGACCAAGGACUUGAGAGCUUGCAGCCAAGUUUCUGUUGCUUCGCUACAGCAAAAAGACCAUAUGUUACCCAGCGCUGGUUUAAAAGAGAGUAAAAAUGAACAGUUGAGCAGCUCAACAGAAGGUGGCCAAGCUUCAAAUGGAGGAAUGUCCCUGGAGAAUGGGAUACCGGUUAUGCUCCAAAUUCAGCCUGUACAGAUCAAACAGGAGUCCAACACGAGCCCUAGUUCCCAAGGACCAGCACAAGAGAACAUUAAAAUUGCACAGCUCCUAGUCAACAUCCAAGGACAGACAUUUGCCCUUGUGCCUCAGAUAGUUCAGUCAUCCAAUUUGAACUUGUCCUCUAAAUUUGUCCGCAUUGCUCCCGUCCCCAUCGCUGCCAAGCCAAUUGGACCAGGAGGCAUGAUCCAGGGUCAGACAGGAAUCAUCAUGGGUCAGAAAUUUCAAAAGAACCCUGCAGCAGAACUCAUUAAAAUGCACAAAUGUUCUUUUCCUGGUUGUACCAAGAUGUACACGAAAAGCAGCCAUUUGAAAGCCCACCUGAGGAGGCAUACAGGAGAAAAGCCUUUUGCGUGCACGUGGCCAGGUUGCGGAUGGAGGUUCUCCAGGUCAGAUGAGCUGUCCCGGCACAGGCGCUCCCACUCAGGGGUGAAACCCUAUCAGUGCCCUGUCUGUGAGAAGAAGUUUGCGCGAAGUGACCACUUGUCCAAACAUGUCAAGGUGCAUCGGUUCCCACGAAGCAACCGCUCCGUCCGCUCCGUGAACUGAUUGGUCCCGCUUUGCCCUUCCCGCCCAGCCAUCCUACAACAGCUGAUGACAGCACUUUGCUCACUAUAUUUGUAGUGAUAAUUUAUUUGUCUCCACAGAACAGUCAAUGCUGUUACUUGAUGCCACCAUGUCUGAGUGUCCCAUGUCCUUUAAAGAUGAUUUGAGAAUGAAGUUCUUUUUGGGUCAAGGGAGGGGGUGCUUCUUCCUUUUUGUCUUUUUUUUUUUUUUUUAAGGAUGUUAUUUUCAUUUCCUUCUAUCUUUCCCUCCUUUGCUGCUCCUUCUUUUGGAAAUUACAGUGUUUUAUUUUUAGCUGUUUUCUGCUGCACAGGAAAAUGUAAGAGUUGCUUGCUGCUAGUUAAUUAUAGCCCUGGCAUUCCUAAGGGCUUUGCUCAUGUACAGGCCAUUCAUUGUGAGUUUUUAUUAAGCUGCUCUAUUUGUCCAGUUUGGAAACAGCAAAUUCCUUUUGAAAUGAAAACAACUCCUUUGUUUUUGGGUCGCCUGAGCCAAGGAUUUGUAGGGGCUGGCCAUAGGAGGAGGAACAGUGGGAGUCGGGGACAGGGGGAGGCAAGGCAUGGAGAGUGCUGGAAUGCGCCUCUCUGCCUCUCUGACUUCUCCAGCUCACAUUUACCUCUUCCUUGGCCAGGGCUAUCUAUAAAUAUUUAUGUAUAUAUAUUCAUACAUGCAUAUAUAUAUAUAUUUAAGCAGAGGCAUGUCCCAAGCAAACCUGGAAGCUCAGGCAGGGUGCAAUGGCUUGGAGUGGAGCCUUUUGGUGUGGCUGAGUGCAUACCGUGUGCAUGCUUCUCCUGUCCUGUGCUGCCGUGGGGGUGAAGGGAUGCCCGUGCAUCGAGGGAAAUGCUGCUUUCCUUUGACCGCUUUGCAGCAUCCACUGUCUUUAGCAGAAGAGCUGUUGUCUGGUGUGUAAAACAGCAGGAAGCCAUUUUUUGAGAAUGGCUGAGCUCUGUUCCUGUCUCUGCUCCUGUUCUCCUGCAUGAUCUUGGGGGAGAAACCAGAGCGCCAGCCCUGGAGGUGCCCGGUGGCCCUGGUGAGCACCGGGCAUACCGAGCAUCCACUGCGAGUCAACGCCUCGCUGGCUGGAGCUAAGUCUCCAUUUGUCCACUGGUCGGCAGGGUCUUGUGGGAUGUACCUGGACCCAGGGGAGGGUGGGAGGCAUCGUGGCCUGGUGGGACCGCACCAUGAGAUCUUCUGUCCAAGGGUGAUGUUCAGUGCUAAUCCUCUCCUUCCCGACAGCCAUGUCAGAGCUCCGUGCAGCUGGGGUGGGCGAAUGGGUGAGAACAGUAGCCAAAAGGAAAAAAUUUGUGUGGUAGCUGGCUAAGAAGGGAAUUUAAACAAAUAAUCAGAUGGUAGCAGGCAAGUGAUUUUGUUUGUGUUUCUUCUUCUUGUUUUGUUUUUCCUUUUGAACUCUGGCGAUUGCAAGAAGCUUUAGAAGAAAAUAGAAUUCAGUAAUUAGGAACAAUUUUAUAAUGGAUGUUGCAUUUCCUUUCCAUUCGCAGACAGCAUCUGUUUGUCUUUUUGUUGGCAAAAUGGGAAAUAGGAAACUGCGAUUCUAGCGCUAGGCAGAGCAGGAGCCUGUGCUGUGCAAGAACAGCAGGUCUAGCUAAAGCGAAUGCAUUCCUUUUGUCCUCUAGAAAUUAAUAUAAAUGAACUAUCAUCUAUUGACUGGUUUAUAUCACAUCCUAUGAAUGUAUGUAAAUAAAACUGUACAUAGAUGCAUAUCUAUAUAAAAUAUCUUUUAAUAACGUAUCAAAAUUUGUGUAAAUUGGAAACAAAAAUACCUAUAAAGCCAGUGUACAUAAGUUACAAUUCUGUAUAUUUUCUUUUGUUCUUCAUAAAAAUAUAUUUACUUUGACAAUAAAAUGAAAAUGGAAAUUUUAAA